Papilio machaon (common yellow swallowtail) is the source of this 2207-nucleotide messenger RNA. RefSeq lists its product as uncharacterized. Bases 174 to 2207 code for a protein of 677 amino acids. The transcript is spliced from 2 exons. NCBI's taxonomy places the organism in Eukaryota, Metazoa, Arthropoda, Insecta, Lepidoptera, Papilionidae. The record is from RefSeq and is a predicted model, not a curated record.
CCGAGAUGCGGGCAACCCUAUAAGCGGGCGGAGCGGCGUGCGGGUGAAGAAACGUCACUCAAAAAUCUCAACCGGCUGCCGAUGCAUACGCGCACCGUAUAAUUUGUCUUUUGCAACUUUGUUAAUUCCAAAAUAAACCAUUACAACCAAGCAACUGUGUUUGGCCUAAACAAAUGGUCCUUCGAGCCUCAAUAAUCAACAACGAAAAUACAGUCCACUCAUUUAAUACGUUUGGAGCGAACGAAGUGCAGCAAAUUAUCGCGACAUCGGCUCAACGGCCGCCGGAGUCAAACUUCAGACAUCAAGACAAAGGAAGUACCGUGUGGACAGGGGAAGAUAAAGUGGAGAUUGAGGUGUGUUCCGACAAGCCAGAGGACGAAUACGAGGAACGUUCAAAAUUCGAAGAGCGUUAUUACGCGCUGAUGGCGCAAGCGCGCAAUCUGCUGUGCAGCGAUGGUGCAGCAGAUGACGGCCGCUCUGUUGCAGGUUCGAUAUGCAAACAAGCAGGUGAAUCAUUCCAACACAAUUUUAUUCGCUUACCUAAAAUUGAUUUACCUCGCUUUCAUGGUAGUUAUCAGUGCUGGCUUGAGUAUAGGGAUACAUUUUUAUCAUUAAUUCAUAGUAGUGCUUCAAUCGAUAACAUAAGCAAAUUCCACUAUUUACGCGCCUCGCUCUCGGGUGCGGCGCUCGACAUUAUUACGAACAUAGAUUUUAAAGGCGACAACUAUUUAAUGGCGUGGCAGUUGCUAUGUGAUCGAUAUGACAAUAGUCGUCUAUUAGUGCAUAAUCACGUGCAGGCAUUGUUCAAUGUUGAACAGGUUGUCAAAGAAUCGAGUCUUUGUUUACGUCGUUUGCUUGAUACAAUUAAUAAAAAUAUUCGAGCGUUAAAAACAUUGAACGAGCCGACGCAAUAUUGGGAUACGCUUGUAGUUUACAUCAUGUCAAACAAAUUAGACGUAGUAACCGGUAGACAUUGGGAAGAAUAUCGUAAUGGCUUAUCGAAACCGCCUUCUUUACAACAAUUUUGCGAUUUUAUUAGUAACAAAGCUGAUUUAUUGGAAACAAUUGAAAAUAAACAGAAUACAAAUGUAAAUAAAACAAUUUCGAAAAAUAACAGUUAUAUAAUAGCAUCUAACAUAAAUAAUAAUAAUCGUUCCUUAGAACAAUCAAAACAUAACAACAUUAAAUCUUAUAAAUUGUCAUGUCCUUUAUGUUCAAAAAAUCAUCUUUUGUUUACAUAUGAACAUUUUCGUAGUUUAACGGUUGAAGAAAGAUUAAAAAAGGCGAAAGAGUUAAAAAUAUGUUUUAACUGUUUGCGUCCCGGACAUGGUACUAAGCGAUGUAGAUUAACGCAUUGUAAGUAUUGCAAUAGUAAACAUAAUACGCUUUUGCACACCGAAGAGUCAAAGCCUACUUCAUUUCAAGACCCAAUGCCUAGUAGUUCUAGUGUUGCGUUGCCUAUUAAUCAUUCAUCAUCAUCCAUUGCUUUCGCCAAAGAAAAUAAUAUCGUUUUGUCGAGUAAUGCUCCUAUACAACUUACUACUUCUACGCAUGUUUUACUGUCCACAGCUAUGGUGAAAGUGAUUGACGACAACGGCAACAGCAUGGACGCACGGCUUCUACUCGAUAACGGCAGUACGGCAAAUUUUAUAACGCAGUCGCUUUGCAGUAAACUAAAAUUAUCUACACGUUCUGUAAGUUCUGAAAUUAAUGGUAUUAAUAAUCAAUCGUUAACUAGUACACAAGCUUGCAAUUUAACAAUCGAGUCCCAAUGUUGUAGGUAUAAAGCGAAUAUAGAAUGUUAUGUUUUACCGGAGAUAACUAAAAUACUUCCUUCUACUGUAAUAGACAUCAGUCAACUUUCGUUGCCCUCAGAUCUACAUCUAGCUGACCCUUCGUUCAACAUACCGUCAGUAAUCGACAUUCUCGUCGGGGCUGAAGUUUUCUGGGAUGUUAUAUGUACUAAAUCAAUUAACCUAGGCAAAAACAAGCCUAAGUUAGUUGAAUCAAAAUUAGGUUGGAUUGUUACAGGCCAACUACCAAUACAGACAACAUCAAAUUUUACGCAUUCUUGUAAUUUGUCGAUAAGAGAUCUUGACAACAAUUUGAAAAGGUUUUGGGAACUCGAUUCCGUCGCUUCGAGCCAUGCCCUGUCUAGUGAAGAACGAGCUUGUGAGGAAAGCUUUAAGUUGAUAUACGAUUCGUGA